Messenger RNA from Clunio marinus, 2317 nucleotides. The record is from the annotation of a GenBank genome assembly. Lineage: Eukaryota; Metazoa; Arthropoda; Insecta; Diptera; Chironomidae.
UGAGGUAAACAGGAAAGGCAGUAAAGGGAAAAAAGACAAAAGUCGGGUGGGUUGCGUAUUUUUCAUCCACCUACAUACACUAACUCAAGCGAAUCAUUAAAGAAUAAUUUAGAAACAAGGGAGUAAAAAAUUGUGAAUUUUUCAUGAAAAUUCCAAGCAGUAAAUUGAAGAGCUCAAUCAACACAAGCAACAAAGUAAUAAAAAUAAAGCAGAUAGAAGCGCAAAACAAAGCACAAACGUGACACGAAGCAAGCAAUAAAAAAGGUUAUCAAAUGAUUCAGACUUCAUGCCGCCUUCGAAACUUCAGCAUAAUCAGUGUUCUAGCUUUGACAGUGUCCAAUGUUUUCCUUACACUUCGAUUAUUGCAAGUGUCAGACUGUGGUCGUUUCAACAAUGACAACUCAGUCAUUCCUAGAGCGCCCGUCAUUUUAACACCAGCAACAACAUGUCUCGAGUAUAUUCUCGCUGAUUCAAGCGUUAAUGCUAGUGACAGACCAGUUUUCUCUGGUCUUGAACUUAAAUUAGGACGAUGGGACACUCGAAGAAUGUUCAAAAUAUUUGACUAUGGUGUGGUCGGUGAGAAGUUUGUUGAACUCUCGAGAAAGUUGAAUGUGACUUUAGCAACGCAAAGUUCCAUUGAAAAAAUAUUCUCGUUGGUUCAAGUCUCACAUCACUGGUCGGGAGCUAUUUCGGCGACGGUCUAUGCAGCAGGCGAUGACGAGCUUUACCUCUUACAACUUUAUCUAACGUAUUUAAGACAUUGUUUCACUACAAUUCGCGAACGCAUAGCUUUUCACUUAGUGAUACCAAAAGAACGCUCACCGUCUCAUUUACGAGGCAUUCAUUUGAGUGAACUUGCAAAAUAUAAUUGUGCCAAACCCGAACAAACACUCAACGAAAUGUUGAAGCAACGCUCGGGCGAUACAAAAAAGUGGCGAAUCAAAUAUCCAUAUCCACAGAAUCUUAUGCGAAAUAUAGCGAGAAAAAAUUGUCAAACUUAUUUCGUAUUCCUAACUGAUGUUGACAUUAUUGUGUCAGCAAAUAUGAACUUUGCAGAACAACUUGACAAAUUUUUGAGAAAAGCUAAAUGUUCAAACAUUAAUAAUUUAUGCGCUUAUGUCAUUCCAACGUUCGAGCUUGAUGAACGCGUAAGAUUUCCACGAAAUAAAACUGAUCUGAUAAGAUUAGCAAAUAAAGGAUUGGCUCGACCUUUUCACAAUAAAGUUUUCAUCUAUAAUCAGUAUGCAACGAAUUUCUCAAGAUGGCAAUCUGAUGUAACUGAGACUGAAGUAAAAAUAAGCCAUGCGGUCACAAACUUUGAGUUCCUUUAUGAGCCUUUCUUUGUUGCUCCCGACAAUAACCCAGCCCACGAUGAGCGUUUUAUCGGAUAUGGCUACACAAGAAACACGCAAGUGUAUGAAAUGUUUGUGGCGGGAUAUCAAUUUCAAGUGUUGACGCCGUUAUUUACAAUUCAUUGGGGCUUACAAAACAAGAAAGGCCGACCAGCGUGGCGUGAACAUCAGAACAAUAUUAAUAGAAAACAUUUUGAGAUUUUCAAACGAGAAGUGUUUGCUCGUUAUCACAAAGAUCCUCUGAAAAUGCUUGUGCCAAAGAAGCCACGUGGACCCAAUGCAGGCAAUUCAAAUGCCGGUGGUGUUGCGGUUGGAUAAAACAUUUUUCUACUCUUAAUAAACUCAUAGAAAUUAUUAUUUUUGCAUCAAGCACUGAAACACAAAGUGUCAAAAUAAAUGAGCCUGAAGAAAAUUUAAUUCGCAAUUUGUUUGCAACAAUUAAUGAAUUUUGAAAGAAAAAACACAUUUUACAUUUUUGAAGUAGUGAAAAAUGGGUUGCGCAUAAAUUAAGCAUUAUGCAAUAAUAGCCAAAGCUUUUCCUUUCAUUUCAUUCUGGUUUUUCAUUAAUUGAACGUCAAUAUUGAUUAUCAAUCAUAAAGCAAGCGAAUGUGGGAAUUGAACUCUAAUAAAUGAGAUUAAAUUGUCAACAUUUGGAAAAGUUAAAACGUUUGCGGAAAAUUCGCUUGCGUACAUUAUUUACACUGGCGUUCUCUUAGGCUCGCUAAUAUUAUUUACAAAAACGCUAACAAUAUUUACAAAUAUGAUUUAAAGCUCAAUUUAUAUCAUUGCACAGACAUGGCAUGGUGGUAGGUAAUUAAAAAUAAAUGUAAAAAUGAUUUUAUUCGCACAAAUUGUAAUAUUCAUUUAAGAAAUAAAACUGCAUUGUUUACCCUCCCACGCUGAAACAAAAUGUUGUUGUCUGAAUGUUAACAAUUAAAAAGAAAAAUAAAAUGAGAAAGUUUGUC